This is a messenger RNA of Amoebophrya sp. A25, 3048 nucleotides long. The record is from the annotation of a GenBank genome assembly. Lineage: Eukaryota; Dinophyceae; Syndiniales; Amoebophryaceae.
ACACUAACUGGCGCCUGACAUCUGAAGUCUACUCGCAGGACUCGUUUUUUCCCUUCUGUGCAUGCCAAUUUACAUGAAACCUUAAAUACGUAGAAGAAAUUUACAAGCCACUCAGAAAUAGAAAACUGAUAUUCAAACUUUGAAGUAAUUCAACCUCAAACACGACUCCGAAUCCCACCUUCGAAUUUGAAUGAAGAGACCUCAUAUCUAUGCCUCGCAUAGACCUUCACGUAAUUCAGAGCCAAGAGAUUCUACUUCGAAGUUGAGUCAAAAUUUGUGUUUGACCGCCUAGGUCCUGACAUAAAAUAAAAGUUAUUUAACGAUGAGUUAGAUCAAAAAGUUGAGCAUUUUUCGUAGAGAGAUUAAUACUCGUAAAAUAAAAAACAGAAAAAUGCAUCUUGCUUCCUUCAUACACCACAGAACGAAUAUCUACUACCCUUUGCAUCCUAAUUAAGCUCUCAGACAACACCUCGUGCUAGGUAAAUGAAUGAAUGAAUGAUUAAUACAUUACGGGUAGCUUGUUUUACCGUAAUCCAUCGUUUUCGUGUUCGGGACGAUCACUAAUUCUUGUCCAUUAUUUAAUAGUAAAUUGUAUGCGUCUUACUCCUGCUGCUUCCUCAAAAACUAAUCCUGGUCUUUUUUUCCCACCCGUCCUUCCACAUUUUUUUCGUGUGAAUGUGCCAAUCUUCUAUGAUGAUUGUGCAUCAAAAUGUCUUUGAAUCCUGACUCCUCUCGACCGCAGCAGCACUUCCACGUUCAGCCUGUAGUUCCUAGUACAGGAGGAGGAGGUGCAAUUCCUAGUGCUGGAGGAGGUGUGGUCUAUCGAGAUGGGAGAGGUACGGACGGGCAACAGCAGCCAAGAGGACCGCAGCAUCCAUCUAUUAUCUCGCAGCCUGCUUUUCAACAAAAUAUAAAUCAUGUACACCAUGUACAUAGUGGCGCUUUGACAAGCGGUCACCAACCUCAGCAACAUGGCGUUGGAGUCCGUGGUGGUGGACUUCAACAGGCGAAGCCAGUGGCGUCAGAGGUGAGAGCGGCCGCUGGGCAGCACCACGGUCUACCGCCUGCACAAGUAAUAAGGAUGGGAAAUGGGCAAACAAGUGGGAUCCCGCAAGAUCAUGCUGGAGGAAAGCACCAUGUUGUGCAAACGAUCAAUAUGGGAAUGGGUGUACCUCCUCAAGGUCAAGGAGGUGGCUUUGAUAAAGGAGGUUUUCAUGGCCGAGGGAGCACCACGUGGGAUCACAGAUCCUUCGCAGCGAAAAUGCGGGACAAGGGAUUAGGUUGGAAAGAAAAGAAGGAUCUGCGAGCAGCGGUUGCGAAAAAUAACCGCUACGGAGUAUUACCGCAGUAUCCAGGUUUUUAUCAAUUCCACCGAAACAAUAUCUCAAGUCCUGAGAGAGGACAACUAGCUUCGCCAUCAAUACCUGUGACGGUACGCAUUAACUUCGAAAGCCUGAAACAGAGAUGGGACGUCAUUCGUGCUGCGCAGGGCGUGGUCAGAGCGAGAAAAGCGCGAAUAGUUUUUCGCAAUGCGACCACAGAGGAGGCUUGCCGCAUAUACUGCAAGUCCAGUCCAUCUUCUGCAUCGUCAUCCGGUCGAGGAUCGUCCAGCUCUCCCGCCUCCCUUCGCGUGGCAGCAUUGAACUUUGCGAAUGGCUUUCACCCUGGAGGCGGGUACCUAAAAGGCGCAAAAGCCCAAGAAGAGGAUCUCUGUCGGCAGUUUCCAGCGUAUUUCAGCAGUUUAAGCGAGGCUUCGAAGACUUCGGGUCCCGCGAUCUACCCAUUUGGUCCCGGAGUCCAAAACUUAUGAGCGGGUAGUUUGUUGUGGUUGUCUACUUUCAGGUCCUGGCUCUACUCGAGCCUCUAUCGUCCCGGACAACGCGGCCUGGCCGCAGAGCCGCGGACCCUAAACUUUGAACCUCGUGCGUAGCGUUUCGUCAGUAGUGAAUUCUUCAGAAUGUGAGAGAUAUCGUCAUUGUCUCUUUUGUUACUGCACAUUGAGGCGUGAUUUUGGUCAGCGUGAUACAACUGGUAGAGUCGAUUGAGUGAAGACACUUUCAUCAGUUUUCAAUCACUCAAUUCAAAUUCGGUCACAUUGUAGUCGUUUCCUGUAUCUCCUUUCAUACAUGCGUAGUGGUGAGUGCACGGCUUAUUCGGAUCUUGUUUUCACGCCAGAAGUUGUUUGUCAGCGCUCAGGGGAACUCGACGGGUAUCGCAUUUUGGAGCCGAGUGAGCAGUACGCCCCCGCCUUCAUUGGCGCAGCAGCGCCAGCCGUCCGAUAUGGGGAAAAGUGGGAUACUGACAGACUCCGUGACGCCAUCACGAACAUUGUCGUCGCGCCGCAAUACUACUAUUAUGCUCAUCCAUGCACUAGCAGUAAGUAUGUUCGAGAAGAAUGCUAGCUAUUUUAUUGUGCUUGGAUUUUGUUUUUGUUGAUCAAGAAGUGCAGAAAUGUAGUUAUCACAGGUCGAGUCAGUGCACACUUAAAUAAGUAAGAAAGUAGCAGAAAUGAAUCGAUGUACUAGCCUGCUCUAAGGCGACGUCGUCGAGGAACAAGAGAAGACCCAGCGACCCUUCGAUGUGCUAGUUCUUGGAGCGUGGGGCUGUGGCGCUUUCGGCUGUGAUCCGGAGAAAGUAUGUUCGCUCUUUAUCGAGAUACUGCAACGCUACGGUGGUGGGGAUUUUCUUCAUCUCUAUGAUGAAAUUUGUUUUGCAGUACCGAACUUUACUGGGGGAGGCAAGCCAGGGGAGGUCGACAGAAAUUACCUCACCUAUUACAACAUGCUGGCGGAAGCGUUCAAAGAUGACGGGAUACGCAUGAUAGAGUGAAGAUGGGUGAGAAGCAAGUGCUUGAUGCUACUCCUUUCGAGCAAGAUUGAUUGUGGUUGCUGCUGCUGCAUUUUUUGAACAAUUAAAGCUGGGUGCAAAAUCUCCAACCAGCUAGUCUGCAUCUUCUGGCUAGGAGCACAUUGAAUUCUCGUUCUUCUUUAAUACCAAUUUUGCUGCGGGUAUCCCCUGUGCCUCAGAAAGCGACUUAAGUUGAUGGAG